This is a messenger RNA of Fimicolochytrium jonesii, 4346 nucleotides long. RefSeq names its product P-loop containing nucleoside triphosphate hydrolase protein. Gene Ontology annotation, cellular component: membrane. The record is from RefSeq and is a predicted model, not a curated record. The coding region runs from base 270 to 4193 and encodes 1307 amino acids. Gene Ontology annotation, molecular function: ABC-type transporter activity; ATP hydrolysis activity; ATP binding. Gene Ontology annotation, biological process: transmembrane transport. Lineage: Eukaryota; Fungi; Chytridiomycota; Chytridiomycetes; Spizellomycetales; Powellomycetaceae. The transcript is spliced from 4 exons.
CGGGAACCGAUACGUGUGAGGGAAGUGUCAAUCGCACGUCGCUCUGGUAACUCCCUCCCUCCCCCACGGUCCCUUCAUACUACCUACUACCAUCCGGGCCUCCAUGUCCAUGUGGACAAGCGGUGGACAGGAAUCUGAUGAGAUGCUUCCAGUCCAAAUCGGUCAAGGCUGACCGCUCUUUAUAAAACAAUUCCACCAAACGUCUUCUCUCCUCGUCUUCUCGUCGACAUUUCCUCUCUUCUCGUCGACACCUCAAAUAACCGCUGGCAAUGCUUCCCGCCAACGUCAAAAAGGAUAACAACGAACUGCAGGAUUCCGACCAUACUCUUCACGUCCAUGACGUUGUAACUGUGCCGCACUCGGCCGAGAGUGCGUUCGGCAAAGACUCGAUCUUCAACGGCAAAGGCACAACGAAGGAGGACAGCGACCCCAAGGUUUCGUACUUCCAACUUUAUCGCUUUGCAUCCCCGUUCGAUUGGCUCUGUGUCAUCAUCGGAUCCCUCUGCGCCAUCGCGAACGGCGUCGGCCAGCCCCUCGUUGCGCUAUUGAUGGGGGACGUCAUCAACUCUAUCAAUGGGUCCGCUCAAGCAGAUGCCGUCGAUGCAAUACGCACCAUCGUUAUCAAAUUUACCGUCGUCGGUGCGAUCAGUUUUGUCGUGGCCUAUGGUUCGAUGUGUCUGUUCACCCUCUCGGCUGAAAAUCAGACGAAACGAAUCCGUGAGAAAUACCUCCGUGCGAUUCUGCGGCAGGACAUGUCGUGGCACGACACCGGGAAAAACAGCGAGUCGCUCAAUUCACGUUUGAGUGCUGACACACAAUUGAUCUUCGAUGGGUUGGCAGAUAAGGUCGGACUUGUCCUUACCAGCGUCGCUAUGUUUGUAGCUGGCUUUGUGAUUGCAUUCACCCAUGGUUGGCGGAUGUCGUUGGUUCUCUUGACGGCUGUUCCUCUGAUGGCUGUUACUGGAGCCAUUAUGAUGAGGAUCACCACGUCAAACACAGCCGACGGACAGGACGCUUACGCCAAAGCUGGAGGUGUAGCUGAGCAAGCCAUCGCAUCCAUCCGGACGAUCUUCGCCUUCAACGGUCAACACCGGGAGCUCCGCCGAUUCGACACGGUCCUCGCCGAAGCAUACAAAUCCGGUGUGCGCAAGUCAUGGGCAACUGGGCUCGGUAUGGGUUGCUUCAUGUUGAUCUUGUUCCUGAGCUACUCGCUUGCGUUCUGGUACGGAUCCAAACAAGUGCGCGAUGGUUACAUGGCAUCGGGCGACGUCCUGACCGUCCUGUUUGGGACGGUCAUUGGUGCCUUCUCAUUGGGCAAUGUGGGACCCAACAUCGCGAAUUUCGCCAAGGCUCAAGCAGCUGCCUACACGAUCUUCAAGACCAUUGACCGCAUACCCCCAAUUGACUCCUUCGACCCCGCCGGCCUCAAGCCGAAGAACUUAAGCGGCCACAUUGUCGUUGAAGACGUCAGCUUUGCGUAUUCAAGCCGGCCCGAUAUUCCUGUCUUGAACCUCAUGAACAUGGAAGUCCGUCCAGGGCAGUGCGUGGCCUUGGUCGGUCACUCUGGAAGUGGUAAAAGCACGAUCAUCAGCCUCCUCGAACGGUUUUACGAUCCGAGCAAUGGUGCUAUCACUAUCGAUGGGUUUGAUAUCAAGACCUUGAAUGUGCGACAUCUCCGAGACCUUAUCGGAAUCGUCUCGCAGGAGCCGGUGUUGUUCAAUGCUACCAUCAAACAAAACAUACAGUACGGGACUCGGGAAGAGCAGACGCCGCCAACGGACAAGGAUAUUGAAGAGGCAUGUCGCAUGGCGAAUGCGCACGAUUUUAUUUCGAAGCUACCCAACGGCUACAAUACAAUGGUCGGAGAGAAGGGCGCCCUCCUCUCCGGUGGGGAGCGGCAACGGAUCGCCAUCGCUCGGGCCUUGAUCAAGAAGCCAGCAAUACUUCUCUUGGAUGAGGCGACCUCAGCUCUGGAUACCGAGUCGGAGCGCAUGGUGCAAGCUGCCCUGGACAACGCCACCGCCGGCCGUUCAACCAUCGUUAUCGCCCACCGUCUCUCGACGAUAAUGAAGGCAGAUCGAAUCUACGUCAUGGACAAAGGAGUGGUCGUGGAGUCGGGAACACACGAAGACCUUAUGAAGCGCGGGAGCGUCUACACAGCCCUUGUUGCCAAGCAACAACUCAAAACGGGUGGGGUGGAUGUAGGACUCGAUGUCCCUCGGACGUCCACUCUCCAGACGACAAGCACAGGUUCUGGCAGUACACAUCAGACUGGCGACAAGCCGGACGGCUCAUUCCGACGGAACCUGCCUCAGCAUUCCGGAACAACAGUAGAAGGCGCUACCGUCAUCAGCAUUUCGGAAGAUCAGGAAACCUCUAUGGCACGAGAGAAGAAGGAAGCUGCGAGGAAGCUCAAAUUGGCAAAGGCACCCAUCGGGCGCACGCUCAAGUACCUCCGAGAAGACAUCGCACUAUGUCUUCUGGGCGUCUUCUUUGCUAUCAUUCAAGGCGGUCUGUUCCCGACUUUCGCAAAGGUGUUCGGGCAAGCCAUCGCGCUUCUCUCCAGCUUCGACACGGUCGGGGAUGAGUUCAUCCCCAAGGCCAACCACUACGCCUUGAUCUUCCUGCUCAUUGCUGUCGUCGGCUUCAUUGGUUUCGGCGCCGGACUGACCAUUUUCCUGAUCGUUGGCGAGCGCAUGACCCGUCGAAUGCGGCACCUGAGCUUUAGGGCCAUCCUCAGUCAAGAAAUUGGAUUCUUUGAUCUUCCGGAGAACUCCACGGGCGCUUUGGCGAGUCGAUUGGCGACCGACGCUCAGCAGAUGCUUGAUAUGGUCAGCCAGGUGAUUCUGACCACUGUUUCGUCGCUUGCGACCAUCGCGAUCGGCCUAGGUUUGGCAUUCGCCGCAACAUGGCAGAUGACGCUGAUCAUCCUUGCUGCCAUUCCGGUCAUUGGGUUGGGGCAGUACCUCGAACUGGCGUCGUUGACGGGCUUCGGUGAGAAGACGCGCAAGGCGUAUGAGAAGUCGGGGCAGGUGGCUGGGGAGGCCAUUGCGCACAUCCGCACCGUUGCCUCACUUGCGAAAGAGGACAUAUUUGAGAGGCGCUACAUUGAAGUCACAAAGGAACCGCACAGAUACGCUUUGCACAAAGCACUCUUUGCCAGCUUCGGUUUUGCGCUUUCACAGGGCGUUGCGUUUUGGGCCUACAGCAUUGGCUUCUACGGGGGCUACCGGCUCGUCGAGAACAGCAUAAUUACAUGGGGGCAGAUGUUUGAGUGCAUGUUUGCAGUCGUUUUCACGGCGAUCAGUCUCGGGCACAUCACCGCGGAGUUGCCAAAAUACGCGAAAGGGAAGCAGUCCGCAAUCAACAUAUACGAGCUCUUCGAUAAACAAACGUUCAUUGACGCCGACCAGGACGGCGUCAAAUUUGAGGCCGUCAACGGGUAUGCAGGGCUCGACAAGGUCAACUUUCAUUACCCGACUCGCCAAGACGUUAGCGUGUUCACAGACGUGGAUGUAGAUGUCCAACCGUCGCAGAUGGUUGCGCUGGUGGGACCAUCGGGCUGUGGCAAAUCGACCGUCAUCGCGCUGUUAGAGCGCUGGUAUGAUGUGAUUGGCGGCCAGGCUACGCUGGAAAAAUACGAUAUUCGAAACUUGCAGCUCCACAACGCUCGUAAACACAUGGCGCUCGUGGGACAGGAGCCAGUGCUGUUCGACAUGUCCGUCAAGGACAAUAUCCUCUACGGGGUUCCUGAUGGCGAGAAGGGCUCCAUGGAGGAGGUCGAGGCCGCUGCCAAACUUUCCAACAUUCACGACUUUGUGAUGUCCUUACCCGACGGGUAUGACACGAGCGUUGGCCAACUUGGGAGCCAAAUCAGCGGGGGCCAAAGGCAACGAAUCGCCAUAGCACGCGCUCUGAUACGUCAACCCCGGCUCUUGCUGCUCGAUGAGGCCACAUCGGCGUUAGACUCCGAGUCGGAGAAAUUAGUCCAAGAGGCUCUGGACAAGGCCCGCCACGGUCGCACCACGAUCGUAAUUGCGCACCGCCUUUCAACCAUUCAAGAUGCGGAUAUGAUUUUGGUUGUCAAGGACGGGCGAGUCAUUGAGUCCGGGCGACAUUAUGAGUUGGUCGGUCUGGGCGGCGUGUAUGCGGCGUUGUGUCUGAAGCAGGAUUUAGCGGUGCCCAGCGAGUAGAUUCGAAGACUAUGUCCACGCGGAUGUACAGUAAUUCCCUUGGAUAUGCGCAGUUUGUUAUUUUGACUGUGGUCUGAUUUUGUUUGCGCAUAUACACUGCAUUGUUCCUUAAAUAACGAGACUUGUCCGAAUGACAACACAACUGUCAACGCA